GCUAAGGUCGCUUCUCUAAUGACACGAAUGAGCGGUGAGUAAUAUAGGAAAUCACUUGCACUAAUUGGACGUGUUCAGUGUUUUGGAAGCCCCUAAAAGAAGAAUGCCACGAACUAAAUUAAAGACCUAAUAAUACCCUUAUCAGAAGGAGGACGAAGUGCGCCAAUAGCUGUGUAUGUGUGCUGAUGCUGGUUAUCAGCCAAGACCGAUCGUUCGAUUUCGGGUAUCGCAUCCAAAACAAGGUGAUGGACCCCUUUGCAAACGAAUGGAAAGAGAAACUCAUAGUCAUAGUGUACAUCUGACAGCGUGAACACACUCCGCCACAGAGAGAAUUCCAACAUGGCCGAGUGUUUUAUGUGCAGCCUGGGGUGGAUUUUAAAGUAUUACCUUUACGCCUGUGCCGCAUGUUUCGGCAUCUUCGUCCUGCUAACCAUCUUUUCGAAGAUUGGCCAACGGGGCAAUAAGUUUAAGUACUACAGCAAAUAUGGCAUGAUAUACUUUGCGACCCAAUCGCUUACUACGCUAUUUGUUCCGUUUUCAUUGGUACGAGCGCGAAACAUCGACAAUUGCAGAAUUAUAGCCGCGGUAAUAUCGCGCUGUUCUAAAAUCCUUGGUAUCACGUGGGAGCUCCGGAAUGCGCAGAUUCUACGACAGGCGAAAGGUGCGAUCGUUCUCACGAAUCACCAGUCGUCGAUGGAUAUAUUGGGUAUGAUGAUACUUUGGGGCAUCCUUCGAAAGGUGGUUCCCAUCGCUAAGUUGGAACUGCUGUUUCUCUUCCCAUUUGGACCAUCCGCCUGGCUUGGCGGUGUGCAGUACAUUAAUCGCAAAAAUCGUUCGUCCGCAAUGAAGGCGUUUGAUCGCUGCAAGCGCAUGAUGACAGAGGACGGUGCGAAGAUGUACAUUUAUCCCGAAGGUACACGCUACCCCGAGCGUGGAAUGCUUCCGUUCAAGAAGGGUGCAUUCCAUACCGCCAUUGAGGCACAAGUACCGAUCAUUCCGGUCGUGUUUUCGCACAUGUACUUUAUCCAGUCGAAGAAACAUAUCUUUGACGACGGACAUGUAAUCAUCGACACGCUCGAGCCCAUCCCGACAGUUGGUUUGACGAAAGCUGACCUAGACCAGUUGAUCGAUCGGACACGUAAUGCUAUGCUGGCAAAGUAUGAAGAGCUAAACCGCGAAGUCGAUGCGGGCCUGAAGAACGCACAGUGGGUGAAACAGGACCGGCCAAGGUUCAAGGUGUACGAAGUGUCCUUCGGAAAGGAACCACGUUGGUGUCCAAUGUGCACACAGCUGCCCUGUUUAUCCUGCCCGCUGCGAACGCUCGGAAGGAAGAAUUCUAAUCGGUAACUUCCCGAGUUGCGAUACUCCCGUAAGCCCCUACGGGUUUACACACGGUUAACGUGUGCGUUGUUGUGGUG
Anopheles funestus (African malaria mosquito) is the source of this 1418-nucleotide messenger RNA. RefSeq names its product 1-acyl-sn-glycerol-3-phosphate acyltransferase beta-like. The coding region runs from base 340 to 1347 and encodes 335 amino acids. Gene Ontology annotation, cellular component: endoplasmic reticulum. Gene Ontology annotation, molecular function: 1-acylglycerol-3-phosphate O-acyltransferase activity. The record is from RefSeq and is a predicted model, not a curated record. NCBI's taxonomy places the organism in Eukaryota, Metazoa, Arthropoda, Insecta, Diptera, Culicidae. The transcript has 5 exons. Gene Ontology annotation, biological process: phosphatidic acid biosynthetic process.